AUGUCUGCUCAGGAGUUCUUCAACCGGUACGAGCAAUUGAAAGCCAUUGAGCAAACCAAAAAUCAUCUGAUAGAGGUUAGUAUCCUUGGCUCUGGAUUCCUACAUUGGCACCAUGCUUUACAACAAUUUUCAGUUGGCACGUUGAAUUCUAAUUCGACAUUCUUGCAGGAUUUACUAAAUAGAAUUACGGAGCUUGAAGAUGCUUAUCGACAAAAGCUACUCGACCAUGAUAGGGAAGCCAAAUUUAAUCGUGAAGUGCAAAUACACGAAAUGGAGCUUAUGGAACAGCUGACGAGGUUCAAAUCCGCCAUGGGCCAAGAGCCUUUUGUGAUUGCACUUAUAGAUGGCGAUGGCAUGAUAUUUCAGGAUUCACUGGUUCAGCAAGGAGAACAAGGUGGGAAAGAUGCCGCGAAUCAGCUCUGGUUAGCUAUCCGUGACUACACUUCCGAGACCUUCACCAACAUACACUCGCCCAAGAUCGUGGCAAGAAUAUAUGCGAAUGUCCGCGGUUUAGGUGAAACGCUCUUUAGAGCUGGAAUUAUUGAUAAGCCUUCUAUUUUAGAGGCUUUUGUUCGUGGAUUUAAUGGGGGCAGAUUGCUCUUUGAUUUUGUCGAUGUUGGGAGCGGUAAGGAUAGAGCAGACGAUAAAAUUGCAGGCUCAUAUAGAGUAACGAAGUUUGACAACCUAUUCCGAGAAUCAAAAAUAGUCACUUUACCUAGUCAUACAUGGGAGGGCUCUGGCACCACAGCAAACUCGUUUUCAUCAUCGAAUACGGGACUGUCAAAUACUCGAGCGGUGAGCAGAACUCCGCCUAAUUCCAACGGAACAGCCACUACUACUUCUGCUGCCUCAGCUACAUCUGGCAGCAGCGGUACCGCACCAACAACUUGGGCGUCAACGAUCGCUGCUAGCGCAAAUACAACAUUCAAAGAUUUAACCCCGUCCAAGCCAAGUACCCCAUCCCCACCUGUUAUUGAACGUAACAAAUACGGCCAGAGAGUCGAUCGAAUUGAUUUUAAAGCUGCACCCAAAGACGAAUUAAACCGUGUGAAGAAGUUGAAACUAUGCAAUUUAUAUUUCCUUCUGGGCGAUUGUCCCAACCCCAAUUGCUAUCAUACACACGACUACAAGCUUGGAAAACAAGAACGAAUUGUCUUACAAGUGGUGGCAAGGAUGACACCUUGCCAUUUCGGCACCGAAUGUGACGAUGCCACUUGUAUUUACGGUCACCGAUGUCCUCUCAGUGAGGUUGGCAAGAAGGAUUGCUAUUGGGGAUCAAACUGUCGGUUUGAUGCCGAUGCCCAUGGUGUUGAUACUAAUAUUGUUAAGCUUACCAAGGUUUGA
This is a messenger RNA of Microsporum canis CBS 113480, 1344 nucleotides long. RefSeq names its product C-x8-C-x5-C-x3-H type zinc finger protein. The transcript has 3 exons. The coding region runs from base 1 to 1344 and encodes 447 amino acids. The record is from RefSeq and is a predicted model, not a curated record. Lineage: Eukaryota; Fungi; Ascomycota; Eurotiomycetes; Onygenales; Arthrodermataceae.